Phanerochaete carnosa HHB-10118-sp is the source of this 936-nucleotide messenger RNA. RefSeq lists its product as uncharacterized. NCBI's taxonomy places the organism in Eukaryota, Fungi, Basidiomycota, Agaricomycetes, Polyporales, Phanerochaetaceae. The record is from RefSeq and is a predicted model, not a curated record. Bases 1 to 936 code for a protein of 311 amino acids. Gene Ontology annotation, molecular function: phosphatase activity. The transcript is spliced from 3 exons.
AUGUCCACGCCACGCCCGCCCAUCCGCGCUUUGCUCAUCGACAUCUCUGGCACGCUUCACGUUGGUUCACAGCCCGUCCCAGGAGCAGUCCAUGCACUUUCGCUGCUCCGCUACAAUCGACUACCCGACGGCUCUCGUAUAUCUUCGAGCAAGCCCGUCCCGUUCAGGUUCUGCAGCAACACCAGCAAGGAGAGCCGCAAUGAGCUUGAGGCACGGCUGCGUGGCAUGAGCUUUGAAUUGCGCUCGGACACAAGAAAUAGUGCAGCAGGGGACGGGCGAGAGAUGUGGACGAGCCUCGGCGCCGUGAGCGGCCUGCUGCAGAAGCGAGGGUUGAGAAACCCAUUUUGCUUGCUCGAGCCGUCGCCGAAGGACGAGAUCUUCCGCGACCUUGGCCCAUCCUCAGAGGGUACGUGGGCUUCAGAUUCAGAGUACGACUCGGUCGUCGUUGGUCUCGCGCCAUCUCUCCUCACCUACGAGCACCUGAACACCGCCUUCCGCAUCCUGCUCUCCUCUAAACCGAAGCCCCUCAUUGCGACUCACAGCGCGAAGUACAUUCGUGUCGCAGAACCCGACCCGUCCAAGUCGGAGGCCUCUCACGAAACAUUGUCCCUUGGGCCUGGGCCGUUCGUCGCCGCCCUCGAGACUGCGACAGGCGCACGGGCUGAAGUCGUCGGCAAGCCCAGCCGCGCGUUCUUUGAAAUGGUCAUUGCCAGCUUCGGGGAGGAUGAGGUAUGUUCUGACGGAAAGAUUACGAUUAUAGGAGACGAUAUCGAGACGGAUCUUGGCGGAGGUGCGGUCGAGCUGGGGCUCUGGCGAGUGUUAGUGCGCACAGGCAAGUAUCGUGCUGGAGAUGAGAAUCGGUCUGGCGUUGUCCCGCCCGACGAAGUGCACGAUAGCUUCGCUGCGUUCGUUGAAAGCUUGCUCGGAGGGUCAUAG